AUGGGAAAGAAAGUAGCAAUCGUUGGCAGCGGCUGCUCAGGAAUUGCAGCCCUGUGGGCUCUCAAUACAAGCACCGACCAUGAAGUUCAUCUAUUCGAAGCAGAAUCGCGACUUGGCGGGCACACCAAUACAGUCACAUUCGAAGCACCAAAUGGCGCAACGGUCGACGUCGACACUGGCUUCAUAGUCAUGAACAGCGCCACUUAUCCCAAUUUCAUUCGCUUCCUGAACGAAGUAGGCGUCUCAACGAAAAAGACAGAGAUGACGUUCGGAGUCUCCCGUGAUCAGGGGAGUUUUGAGUGGGCUGGGACUUCCAUUGGUUCCAUCUUUGCUCAGUCCAAGAACCUAUUCAGCCCAGGCAUGUGGAGGAUGAUAUUUGACAUUAUCCGCUUCAAUGAAUUUGCAAUAGACCUUCUGCAUGCCGAGUCCGAGAGUGAGAAUGACAUUGCCGACAAAAUGGAAGCUGGAUCCAAGAACAAGCCGGUUGCCGAAGAAACUAUCGGUGAUUACCUCGACAGAGAAAACUAUUCCCAAGAGUUCCGGGACGACUACCUCAUCCCUAUGACAGCUGCUGUCUGGAGUACUAGCCCAGAUAAAUGCUCUUUAGAAUUCCCUGCCGUCACACUGGUCCGCUUCAUGUACAAUCACCAUCUCUUGAGCACUGUUGCUAGACGCCCAGAUUGGAUGACCAUACCAGGUGGAUCAAAGCAAUACCUCGAUGCUGUGCUCCAAGGCUUCGACAAGACCCGCAUAAACGUCGAAUGUAAGGUGACAGCAUUAGAGACUGUGGACGAUAAAGUCGUACUCACUGCCAACGGGAGGGAUCAGGAAUUUGAUCACGUUAUCCUUGCGACACAUGGUGAUCAAGCCCUGGAAAUCGUGAAGUCUGGUGCAACACAAGAAGAAGUCGGCAUUCUCUCUGGAUUUCAGACCAGUAGAAACGUUGCAGUCCUUCACUCUGACCUUGCCUUGAUGCCAAAAAGGCGAGUUGCAUGGUCGGCCUGGAAUUAUAUCACAGAGUCGCCCUUCCCUCCUACCAACAGCCAAAAUAUCUCAAAAGUAUGCCUGACCUACUGGAUGAACUUGUUACAGCAUAUUCCAGAUGACAAAUAUGGCCCGGUGUUGGUAACACUGAAUCCGUUGAACAUGCCAGAUCCUCGGUUAGCUCAAGGCAUCUGGGAGUAUUCUCAUCCUUUGUACAACGCAACUGCCAUAAAGUCCCAGAAACUCUUACCGAGGAUCCAGAAUAUCAGGAAUAUCAGUUACUGUGGAGCGUGGACGAAAUAUGGUUUUCACGAGGAUGGAUUCAGCAGUGGGUUGUCGGUGGCUGUCAAUCAUCUGGGAGCUCGACUCCCCUUUCAAUUCGUUGAUUCGACGUUCUCCAGGGGGGCCAGGCCCAUCAUGACGUGGAAAAACCACAUAGCGAGAUCGUUGAUUUUGAGCGUACAAAUCGUAAUGCUGCUCUUUGGAAAGGCGUACACCACAUUGGCAGCGAUACUCGACCGGAGAAUAGCUUCGAGGCGAAAGACUGCUUAA
This is a messenger RNA of Exophiala spinifera, 1536 nucleotides long. RefSeq lists its product as uncharacterized. Gene Ontology annotation, molecular function: oxidoreductase activity. The coding region runs from base 1 to 1536 and encodes 511 amino acids. The record is from RefSeq and is a predicted model, not a curated record. Lineage: Eukaryota; Fungi; Ascomycota; Eurotiomycetes; Chaetothyriales; Herpotrichiellaceae. The transcript has a single exon.